AUGGAUAAAGCAGGAAUGUCAAGGCUACUACAAUUGCAAGAAUUAGAGGAGUUGCGAUUAGAUGCAUAUGAGAAUUCGAGAAUUUACAAAGAGAAGUCCAAAUUACUCCACGACAAUACUCUUAUAAGGAAACAAUUUAAGAUUGGUCAAAAAGUAUUAUUAUAUAAUUCUCGAUUAAAGCUUAUGCCUGGUAAGUUUCGUUCUCGAUGGCUCGGUCCAUUUGUUGUUACUAAUGUAUUUUCCUAUGGUGCAGUGGAAAUUAGAAGCUUGGAUUUGAACAAAAUUUUCCAAGUAAAUGGUCAUAGAUUGAAAAUAUUCCAAGAUGGCGAAAUAGUUCCAUAUCUCGAUAAUUUUCCCCUAGAUUACCCCACUUACCCAAACGACUAA
Molecule: messenger RNA, 387 nt
Organism: Ricinus communis (castor bean)
Lineage: Eukaryota; Viridiplantae; Streptophyta; Magnoliopsida; Malpighiales; Euphorbiaceae
Exons: 1
Coding region: 1-387 (128 amino acids)
Source: RefSeq, a predicted model, not a curated record